Zymoseptoria tritici IPO323 is the source of this 3462-nucleotide messenger RNA. Its product is annotated as exportin-1. Gene Ontology annotation, cellular component: cytoplasm; nucleus. The record is from RefSeq and is a predicted model, not a curated record. Bases 1 to 3462 code for a protein of 1153 amino acids. Gene Ontology annotation, biological process: ribosomal large subunit export from nucleus; ribosomal small subunit export from nucleus; protein export from nucleus. Lineage: Eukaryota; Fungi; Ascomycota; Dothideomycetes; Mycosphaerellales; Mycosphaerellaceae. The transcript is spliced from 4 exons. Gene Ontology annotation, molecular function: small GTPase binding; nuclear export signal receptor activity.
AUGGCGAUGAGUAUCGAGGAGCUCGACGCCACCGUGCGCGGCUUCUAUGAAGGUCGUGGCGAGCAGCAAAAGCAGGCACAGGCGACACUCAACCAAUUCAAAGAGAACCCGGAUGCCUGGCUGAUGGUGGACAAGAUCCUGCAAGACGCGCAAUAUCCGCAGACGAAGUACCUGGGACUACAAGUGCUCGACAAUGUGAUCAUGACGAGGUGGAAGGUCUUGCCACGCGAUCAGUGCCACGGCAUUCGAAAUUUCGUGGUCAACUUCAUCAUUGAGCAGAGUAGCACGGAGGAGAAGCUGCGCAAGGAGCGUGCACUGCUCAACAAACUGAACUUGGUGCUCGUCAGCAUCCUCAAGCAGGAGUGGCCACACAACUGGCCGACCUUCAUCAACGAGAUCAUCUCUUCAUGCCGCAGUAGCUUGCCCAUUUGCGAGAACAACAUGGCUAUUCUGCGUCUUCUAUCGGAGGAAGUCUUUGACUUUUCCGCAGAACAGAUGACGAGUACGAAGACACGGCAGCUGAAGCAGAGCAUGUGCGACGAAUUCACAAACAUCUACAACCUGUGUUCAGAGAUUCUCCGAACCGCAGAUCAAGCCAGCCUUAUCAAGGCGACGCUUGAGACCCUGCUACGCUUCCUCAACUGGAUCCCACUCGGGUUCAUCUUUGAGACUCCACCAACCGGCACAUCCCUCAUCGAGACGUUGCGCAGCCGCUUCCUUGAAGUUCCCGAGUUCCGCAACAUCACCCUCAAGUGCCUGACUGAGAUUGGCAGUUUGCAGACCGAGCACAACUGGAACGACAAGCUGGUUCAGAUGUUUACCGAUACCCUCACUACAAUCGCCAGCAUCAUCCCUCUCACCCUCGACCUGAAGACCACAUACGCUUCCUCCAACAGCAGAGAUCAGGAAUUCGUGCAAAAUCUCGCCCUCUUCCUCUGCAAUUUCUUCAGCAAUCAUCUCUCCAUCAUUGAGAACCUUCCAAACAAGGACUUCCUUCUCCAUGGCCACUUCUACCUCAUCCGGAUCAGUCAGAUUGAUGACCGUGAAAUCUUCAAGAUCUGCCUGGAGUACUGGACUAAGCUGGUCUGCGAGCUUUACGAUGAGAUGCAGCAGAUCCCUAUCACCGAGAUGAACCCCUUGAUCGGCGGUGCGGGAAUGCAGAACGGCGGCGCGAUCAACCCACAAGUCCUCGCCAACUACCCUCUUCGGAAGCACAAGUACACGGACGUGUUGUCUAACCUACGACAGGUCAUGAUUGAGAAAAUGGUGCGGCCGGAGGAGGUGUUGAUCGUGGAGAACGAUGAAGGUGAAAUCGUGCGCGAGUUCGUGAAGGAGUCAGAUACCAUUCAGCUGUACAAGACGACUAGAGAAUGCCUGGUAUUCCUCACCCACCUGGAUGUUGUCAACACCGAGCAGAUCAUGUCUGAGAAGCUUGCUCGGCAGGUCGACGGUACCGAGUGGAGCUGGGGCAAUUGCAACACCCUCUGCUGGGCUAUUGGUUCGAUCUCCGGUGCGAUGAAUGAGGAGACCGAGAAGCGCUUCCUCGUUACUGUCAUCAAGGACCUACUCGGUCUGACCGAGAUGAAGCGCGGCAAGGACAACAAGGCUGUCGUUGCGUCCAACAUCAUGUACAUUGUUGGCCAAUACCCACGCUUCCUCAAGGCACACUGGAAGUUCUUGAAGACCGUUGUCAACAAGCUGUUCGAGUUCAUGCACGAGACGCAUGAGGGAGUACAGGACAUGGCUUGCGACACUUUCAUCAAGAUUGCGAACAAGUGCAAGCGUCACUUCGUCAUCCAGCAGCCCGGUGAGAACGAGCCGUUCAUUGACGAGAUUGUCAAGACCAUGCGCAAGAUCACCUGCGAUCUGUCACCUCAGCAGGUUCACACUUUCUACGAGGCCUGUGGGUACAUGAUCAGCGCACAAGGCGCCAAGAACACUCAAGAGCGUCUCAUCGCCGAGCUGAUGAGCUUGCCAAACUCCGCCUGGGAUCAGAUCAUCCAGUCUGCUCACCAAGACCCCAGCAUCCUCCACAACUCCGAGACGAUCAAGGUCAUUGGCAACAUCAUGAAGACCAACGUGGCCGCGUGCAGCAGUAUUGGGCCGUACUUCUACCCACAAAUUGGCCGCAUCUACACCGACAUGCUUACUAUGUACCGUGCUUCUUCCCAGCUCAUUGAUGAAGCCGUGCAGCGGGACGGCAACAUUGCGACGAAGAUGCCAAAGGUCCGAGGUCUGAGGACUAUCAAGAAGGAGAUCCUCAAGCUCAUCACCACCUACGUCGAGAAGGCUGAUGAUCUCGAAAUGAUCCACUCCACUCUCGUCCCACAUCUGUUGGAAGCUGUUCUGCUCGAUUACAAGAACAACGUUCCUGACGCACGCGAGGCGGAAGUCUUGGCUGUUAUCACAGUGCUCAUCACCAAGCUCCAGGGCAUGAUGACCGAGCAAGUUCCGGCAAUCCUCGACAACGUGUUCGAGUGCACACUCGACAUGAUCAACAAGGACUUCUCCGAAUACCCCGAGCAUCGCGUGGAGUUCUUCAAGCUCCUCCGCGCAAUCAACCAGCGCUGCUUCCCGGCUCUCCUCAAGCUCGAUCAGACACACUUCAAGCUUGUCAUCGACUCAUGCAUGUGGGCAUCCAAGCACGACAACCGUGCAGUCGAAGGAGAAGGUCUCAACAUGUGCAUCGAGCUUGUCGAGAACAUGGCCAGCCACACCGACCAGCAGACCUGCGAUGCUUUCUUCCAGAACUUCUUCACUACCGUCCUGCAAGAUGUCUUCUUCGUCCUCACUGACUCCGAUCACAAGGCUGGCUUUAAGUACCAAUCAAUGCUGCUUGCUCGCCUCUUCUGGCUGGUCGGCGCCAACAAAAUCUCCGGACCCAUCUACCAACAAGGCCAAGCCCAAGCCGGUACCUCGAACCGUGACUUCCUGCAGAACUUCGUUGCAGAGCUCCUCUCCAACGCCUUCCCCAACCUUCAAGCCGCCCAGAUCACCAACUUCAUCAAGCAGCUCUUCGAGAACACUGAAGACAUUGCGAAGUUCAAGGUCAUCCUCCGCGACUUCCUGAUCCAACUCAAGGAGUUCUCCGGCGACAAUGCCGAGCUCUUCACCGAGGAUCGCGAGCAGGAUCUGCAGGACGCGAAGGAGCGCGAGCGUGACCGUAUGGCCAAGGUCGGUGGGCUUCUCAAGCCGAUGCCGACCGAGCCGCAGCUAGUCAUCGCUACAUGCAUGCGCGGCGUGGUACGGGUAGAGCCAAGAGCUCUCAUCGCACUCGAAAGAGACCAACGGUCGUCACAUCAGGGAAUAGCGAAACGGCCGAAACGGAUGAUUGCAUUGAGGACUGGAGAGGAGGUCUUUGACUCACAACGCUCCCCUCGACAUAUCCCAUGCUGUCGGAGUCAGACCAUAGCCAUGGCAGAUCUACUCGCUGUAUGUCAUUCCUACCAUGAAAUCGAGUGA